Molecule: messenger RNA, 982 nt
Organism: Chiloscyllium plagiosum (whitespotted bambooshark)
Lineage: Eukaryota; Metazoa; Chordata; Chondrichthyes; Orectolobiformes; Hemiscylliidae
Product: S-phase kinase-associated protein 1-like
Biological process (GO): ubiquitin-dependent protein catabolic process
Source: RefSeq, a predicted model, not a curated record
UACAAUACCCAGCGCGCCCCGCCUGUCACGUGACAGCCACAGCGACGCUUCGGGGGGUUCCUGCGGUGCGUCGGUGAGUCACCUUCCCGCCGCGGAAAAGACACUGCUCACGGGAGCCUCAUCUGUCCCCUGAAAUCAAAAAAAAAUGCCUGCCAUUAAGCUACAAAGCUCAGAUGGUGAGAUCUUCGAGGUUGAUGUGGAAAUAGCAAAGCAGUCUAUCACAAUCAAAACCAUGUUGGAAGAUCUGGGUAUGGAUGAUGAAGGUGAUGAUGAUCCAGUGCCACUCCCAAAUGUGAACGCUGCUAUUCUGAAAAAGGUAAUCCAGUGGUGUACGCAUCAUCGAGAUGACCCUCCCCCACCAGAGGAUGACGAAAACAAAGAAAAACGAACCGACGACAUACCUGUGUGGGAUCAGGAGUUUCUGAAAGUCGACCAGGGUACUCUCUUCGAAUUAAUACUGGCUGCAAACUACCUUGAUAUCAAGGGUCUUCUUGAUGUAACUUGCAAAACAGUGGCAAACAUGAUUAAAGGAAAAACCCCUGAAGAAAUUCGCAAAACAUUCAACAUUAAAAAUGAUUUUACUGAAGAAGAGGAGGCACAGGUACGAAAGGAAAAUCAGUGGUGUGAAGAGAAGUGAUCCAAUGGGGAAACGUGUGCAGCUCAAUAGAAAAUCUUAAGCCUGCACAACUUAUUAAUCACUAGCCUGUGGUACUUUUGAAAUAUAGUGUUAAGAUAACAAUGCAUAAACAUUUUGUAAGAGUGUUAAUUUUGAGCUUAAUGCUUGCUUCAUGAAACCAGUUUUCUUUAGUAUUUUGAGCAGGGUCUCCAGCAUAUUUAUUACUUCAUCAUGUGAGUUUUCCCUUGUUGCUGUUUAGAAUUAAAGCUGUGUAAAGAAUUCCACUGGCAGUAUGACAGCAAUUAGAAGUCAAAACUGUUUCCUUUUUUGUUUAACUUGUAAUUAAACUUUACUUUUUAUUGCGAA